CGACUUUUCUCCUCGCCUCCUCGCCCCGCAUGUUCAGGACCAAACGAUCUGCGCUCGUCCGGCGUCUCUGGAGGAGCCGUGCGCCCGGCGGCGAGGACGAGGAGGAGGGCGCGGGGGGAGGCGGAGGAGGGGAGCUGCGGGGUGAAGGGACGACGGACGGCCGGGCGCAUGGGGCCGGUGGCGGCGGCGCGGGCAGGGCUGGUUGCUGCCUGGGCAAAGCGGUCAGAGGUGCCAAAGGUCACCACCAUCCCCACCCCCCAGCCGCGGGCGCCGGCGCGGCCGGGGGCGCCGAGGCGGAUCUGAAGGCGCUCACGCACUCGGUGCUCAAGAAACUGAAGGAGCGGCAGCUGGAGCUGCUGCUCCAGGCCGUGGAGUCCCGCGGCGGUACGCGCACCGCAUGCCUCCUGCUGCCCGGCCGCCUGGACUGCAGGCUGGGCCCGGGGGCACCCGCCAGCGCGCAGCCCGCGCAGUCGCCCUCGUCCUACUCGCUUCCCCUCCUGCUGUGCAAAGUGUUCAGGUGGCCGGAUCUCAGGCAUUCCUCGGAAGUCAAGAGGCUGUGUUGCUGUGAAUCUUACGGGAAGAUCAACCCCGAGCUGGUGUGCUGCAACCCCCAUCACCUUAGCCGACUCUGCGAACUAGAGUCUCCCCCUCCUCCUUACUCCAGAUAUCCGAUGGAUUUUCUCAAACCAACUGCAGACUGUCCAGAUGCUGUGCCUUCCUCCGCUGAAACAGGGGGAACGAAUUAUCUGGCCCCUGGGGGGCUUUCAGAUUCCCAACUUCUUCUGGAGCCUGGGGAUCGGUCACACUGGUGCGUGGUGGCAUACUGGGAGGAGAAGACGCGAGUGGGGAGGCUCUACUGUGUCCAGGAGCCCUCCCUGGACAUCUUCUAUGAUCUACCUCAGGGGAAUGGCUUUUGCCUCGGACAGCUCAAUUCGGACAACAAGAGUCAGCUGGUGCAGAAGGUGCGGAGCAAAAUUGGCUGUGGCAUCCAGUUGACGCGGGAAGUGGAUGGCGUGUGGGUGUACAACCGCAGCAGUUACCCCAUCUUCAUCAAGUCCGCCACACUGGACAACCCCGACUCCAGGACGCUGUUGGUACACAAGGUGUUCCCCGGUUUCUCCAUCAAGGCUUUCGACUACGAGAAGGCAUACAGCCUGCAGCGGCCCAACGACCACGAGUUCAUGCAGCAGCCAUGGACCGGCUUCACCGUGCAGAUCAGCUUCGUGAAGGGCUGGGGCCAGUGCUACACCCGCCAGUUCAUCAGCAGCUGCCCAUGCUGGCUGGAGGUCAUCUUCAACAGCCGGUAGCCGCGUGGGGAGAGGACAGAGCGUGAGCCGAGCAGGCCACAAUUCAAACUACUUUGCUGCUAAUAUUUUCCUCCUGAGUGCUUGCUUUUCAUGCAAACUCUUUGGUCGUUUUUUUUGUUGUUGUUGUUGUUUUUCUUCUUGUUGUUUUUGUUUGUGUUCUGUUUUGUUCUUUGAGAAAUAGCUUAUGAAAAGGAUUGUUGGGUUUUUUUUAGGGGGGGUAGGCAUGGUUGGCAGGACACCCGAUAGCAAAGGGAGAAGCAAAAAAUCAGAGCACCACCGAACACAGUGUGUGAAUGGGAGCAGUCCCUGAACGUUCUGAGUCGUCAUUUCACUUGUCGAGGAGUGUAUGUGUGAGUGAGUGUGCAUGGCUGUGGGUGUGUGUGCAUGAAUGACAGAUGGGACAAACGAUGAGCUCUUCGAUGAGCUCUUCGUGUUUCUUAUGGAUGUCCCCAGCUGAGAGGUUUGGGGCCCCACGCUGUGUCUCUCUUGCCCUUUGGACAUGCUCAGUGGGGCAGAGGCCGUACCUGGGCAAGCUGGCCAUGGGGGUCCUGGCAGCUGCCAGAAGCAUGGCUCUGCCCCCAGCCUAGGGAAGCCCCCUCUCCUCUGCUCCCCCUCCUAGGACACGGGCCUAUCCACAGGCUUCUGAGAAGCGAGCCUGCUAGCAGCUGAACCAGAACCAAUUGUUUUCAUCCUUGUCUUACUUCCCUCCUGCCAUUGUAGCGUCUUUCUUUUUUGGCCAUCUGCUCCUGGAUCUCUCUUGAGAUGGGCUUCCAGAGGGCUGCCGGGGCAGCCCCGGUAUUGCUCACUCAGUGCUCUUUCAGGCCCUCAGCCUCUCCCCUGCCCCGGUUAUUUAGAAAACCAGCUCAGCACUUUCCCCCAGUCCCAGCCUGCAUGUUGAGCUCUGCCAUUAGACCAGCGGCGGGGGCACUCCUGGGAGGGACAUGCUUAGCAGUCCCCUUCCCUUCCUCCAAGAAGGAUUUGGUCUGUCAUAACCCAAGGUACCAUCCUAGGCUGACACCUAACUCUUCUUUCAUUUCUUCUACAACUCAUACACUCGUAUGAUACUUAGACACUGUUCUUAGCUCAAUGAGCAUGUUUAGACUUUAACAUAAGCUAUUUUUCUAACUACAAAGGUUUAAAUGAACAAGAGAAGCAUUCUCAUUGGAAAUUUAGCAUUGUAGUACUUUGAGAGACAAAGGACUCCUGAAAAAAAAAAAAACCCUGAGAUUUAUUAAAGAAAAAAA
Messenger RNA from Otolemur garnettii (small-eared galago), 2551 nucleotides. RefSeq names its product SMAD family member 7 (gene SMAD7). Bases 30 to 1307 code for a protein of 425 amino acids. Gene Ontology annotation, biological process: transforming growth factor beta receptor signaling pathway; regulation of transcription by RNA polymerase II; anatomical structure morphogenesis. The transcript is spliced from 4 exons. The record is from RefSeq and is a predicted model, not a curated record. Gene Ontology annotation, cellular component: heteromeric SMAD protein complex. NCBI's taxonomy places the organism in Eukaryota, Metazoa, Chordata, Mammalia, Primates, Galagidae. Gene Ontology annotation, molecular function: I-SMAD binding; transcription regulator inhibitor activity.